This is a messenger RNA of Antrostomus carolinensis (chuck-will's-widow), 4878 nucleotides long. RefSeq names its product multidrug resistance-associated protein 1. Gene Ontology annotation, molecular function: ABC-type xenobiotic transporter activity; ATP binding; glutathione transmembrane transporter activity. Gene Ontology annotation, cellular component: basolateral plasma membrane. The record is from RefSeq and is a predicted model, not a curated record. Gene Ontology annotation, biological process: xenobiotic transport; glutathione transmembrane transport. NCBI's taxonomy places the organism in Eukaryota, Metazoa, Chordata, Aves, Caprimulgiformes, Caprimulgidae.
ACUGCAGUGCAUCUGCAGCACUGAUAUCUCUGUAUUGCAUCAUUCUGUUGGAGAGUCAGAAAUCUACAGCACUUGGGAGGAAGUGUCCCUUGUGAGUUUUACAGCAAAGUCAGUAAUUUUAAGGACUGGAAUCUGACAUGGCACACAGAAAAUCCAGACUUCACCCAGUGCUUUCAGAACACAGUCCUGCUCUGGAUCCCUUGCAUUUACCUGUGGGUCUGCUUCCCAGUGUACUUCCUACACCUUCGUUGUCAUGACAGAGGUUACAUACAAAUGUCAAACCUCAACAAAGCCAAAACGGCUUUGGGCUUAAUACUGUGGAUAGUCUGCUGGGCAGACCUUUUCUACUCUUUCUGGGAAAGAAGUCAAAAUAUUUUUCGAGCUCCAUUUUUUCUUGUUACACCUACAGUAUUGGGUAUAACAAUGUUGCUUGCCACAUUUUUAAUACAAUAUGAAAGAUUAAAAGGAGUCCAGUCUUCAGGUGUAAUGAUGAUUUUCUGGCUCAUCUCAUUGUUGUGUGCCACAGUGGUUUUUAGAUCCAAAAUAAUACAUGUAAUUUACGUUGGUGCUGAAGUGGAUGCAUUUCGUUAUGUCACCUUCUGCAUCUACUUCAUCCUGUUACUUGUACAGCUCAUCCUGUGUUGUUUUCCAGAACGACCACCUUUGUUUUCUGAAACAGUAAAUGAUCCUAAUCCGUGUCCAGAGUUCAGUGCUUCUUUCCUCUCCAGAAUUACAUUCUGGUGGAUCACUGGGUUGAUGGUUCAGGGUUAUCGGAGACCUUUGGAAGCCAAGGAUUUGUGGUCGUUAAAUAAAGAGGACAAAUCGGAGGAGAUAGUGCCAGGUUUGGCUACGAACUGGGCAAAAGAAUGGGCAAAGACCAAGAGGCAACCAUUAAACAUGUUAUACUCGCCUAAAAAGCAGCAAAAAUCAAGCGACUCAAAUGGUGAUGUGACAGAAGAGGCUGAAGCUUUGAUUAUAAAACCAUCUCAGAAGAGCUCUGAAGCAUCUUUGUUCAAGGUGUUAUAUAAAACCUUUGGACCAUAUUUUCUCAUGAGCUUCCUGUUUAAAGCUGCACACGAUCUUUUGAUGUUUGCAGGCCCAGAAAUUCUGAAAUUGCUAAUCAACUUUGUAAAUAACAAAGCUGCCCCAAACUGGCAAGGCUACUUUUAUACAGGGCUGCUGUUUGUUUGUGCCUGUCUUCAGACACUGAUUCUUCACCAGUACUUUCAUAUUUGCUUUGUAACUGGAAUGAGGCUCAAGACAGCUAUUGUUGGUGUAAUUUAUCGAAAGGCACUUUUUAUCACAAAUUCUGCUAGAAAGACUUCUACUGUGGGUGAGAUUGUGAAUCUGAUGUCUGUGGAUGCUCAGAGAUUCAUGGACUUGGCUACCUAUAUAAACAUGAUUUGGUCUGCACCUCUCCAGGUGAUAUUAGCACUGUACUUACUGUGGCAGAAUUUAGGUCCUUCAGUGCUGGCAGGUGUGGCUGUCAUGAUCCUUCUGGUUCCAAUAAAUGCUGUGAUGGCAAUGAAGACAAAAACCUAUCAGGUGGCUCAAAUGAAGAGUAAAGACAACAGAAUUAAGCUGAUGAAUGAAAUUCUCAAUGGGAUUAAAGUUCUAAAACUUUAUGCUUGGGAAUUAGCCUUCAGAGAGAAGGUAUUAGAGAUCAGACAGAAAGAACUCAAAGUCCUAAAAAAAUCAGCUUACCUUGCUGCAAUGGCAACCUUCACUUGGGUUUGUGCUCCUUUUUUGGUUGCCUUGUCCACAUUUGCUGUGUACGUCACGAUAGACAAGAACAACAUCUUGGAUGCUCAGAAGGCAUUUGUUUCCCUAGCGUUAUUCAACAUCCUCAGGUUUCCACUGAACAUGCUUCCUAUGGUUAUCAGCAGCAUAGUAGAAGCCAGUGUCUCCUUGAAGCGCCUUAGGGUGUUCUUGUCUCAUGAAGAGUUAGAUCCAGACAGUGUAAUCAGAGGUCCCAUCACCUCUGAGGCUGAAGGAAGCAUUAUUGUGAAGAAUGCAACGUUUAGCUGGUCCAAAAAUGAUCCUCCUUCACUGAGCAGCAUUAAUUUCACUGUUCCUGAAGGCUCUUUGGUCGCUGUUGUUGGUCAAGUUGGCUGUGGAAAGUCUUCACUGCUGUCUGCAUUACUGGGGGAGAUGGACAAAAAGGAAGGCUACGUGGUUGUUAAGGGCUCAGUGGCCUAUGUUCCUCAGCAAGCCUGGGUCCAAAAUGCAACUCUGGAAGAUAACAUUAUCUUUGGAAGGGAGAUGAAUGAGAGUCAGUACAAGCGUGUGAUUGAGGCUUGUGCACUGCUGCCUGAUAUAGAAAUUCUUCCUACAGGAGACAAAACAGAAAUCGGAGAAAAGGGUGUGAAUUUGUCUGGAGGACAGAAACAGCGAGUCAGUCUUGCUCGGGCAGUUUACUGUAAUGCAGAUGUCUAUUUAUUUGACGAUCCUUUAUCAGCUGUUGAUGCUCAUGUUGGGAAACAUAUUUUUGAAAAAGUUAUUGGACCAAAAGGAAUCCUGAAAAAUAAAACACGGGUUUUGGUAACCCACGCCGUCAACUAUCUGCCUCAAAUGGAUACAAUUCUGGUGAUGACUGAUGGAGAAAUCUCUGAGAUGGGCUCCUACCAGGAGCUGCUGAAGCAAGACGGGGCUUUUGCUGAGUUUCUUCGUACAUAUGCUAAUGCUGAACAAAACAUGGAGAACAGUGACUCAGAUCCUUCGUUAGAAGGAACGAUUCAACCUCUGGAAACAGAUACAAAUAGUCCAUCUGGAAAGGAAGGGAAGCCUAUAGAAAACGGAGUGCUUGCAAAUGAAGCCCCUGGAAAGCUGAUGCAUAGGCAACUCAGUAACUCUUCAACAUACAGCAGAGACACUGGGAAGUCACAGCAGCAGAGCAGCACAGCAGAGCAGCAGAAACCACUUGCUGAAAAGAAUUCCUGGAAACUGACGGAGGCUGACACAGCAAAGACCGGGAGGGUGAAGGCAACUGUGUACUGGGACUACAUGAAAGCAAUUGGACUCUUUAUCUCUUUCUUGAGCAUUUUCCUCUUUAUGUGUAAUCAUAUAGCGUCCCUGGCUUCCAACUACUGGCUGAGUUUAUGGACAGAUGAUCCUGUUAUCAACGGGACACAGCAGUACACAAAUGUCCGACUGGGAGUGUAUGGAGCACUGGGAAUUUCUCAAGGUAUUGCUGUGUUUGGCUACUCGAUGGUUGUGUCAAUAGGAGGAAUAUUUGCUUCACGACACCUGCACCUUAACCUGCUACACAAUGUCCUCAGGUCACCAAUGAGUUUCUUUGAACGUACACCCAGUGGAAAUCUGGUGAACCGUUUCUCUAAGGAGAUAGAUACCAUUGACUCCACCAUUCCACCAAUCAUCAAGAUGUUCAUGGGCUCAACGUUUAAUGUGAUUGGGGCUUGUAUCAUCAUUCUGCUGGCCACACCUAUAGCUGCUGUCAUUAUUCCACCUCUGGGAAUUGUCUACUUGUUUGUGCAGAGAUUUUAUGUGGCCACUUCUCGCCAGCUCAAGCGCCUUGAGUCUGUCAGUCGUUCUCCUGUGUAUUCUCACUUCAAUGAGACCCUCCUGGGAGUCAGUGUCAUUCGGGCCUUUGAGGAGCAGAAACGUUUCAUAAAGCAGAACGACAUGAAAGUGGAUGAAAAUCAGAAAGCUUAUUAUCCAAGUAUUGUUGCAAACAGGUGGCUGGCUGUCCGUCUGGAGUACGUGGGGAACUGUAUUGUUCUCUUUGCAGCAUUGUUUGCAGUGAUUGCACGCAACAAACUCAGCGCAGGUCUAGUUGGCCUCUCAGUGUCCUACUCACUGCAGAUAACAGCAUACUUGAACUGGCUAGUUCGCAUGUCAUCUGAGCUGGAAACCAACAUUGUUGCUGUUGAAAGAGUCAAAGAAUACGCUGAAAUGGAGAAGGAGGCUGAAUGGAGUAUUGAACAAACCGCCCCAGCGAGUACCUGGCCUGAGGAAGGGAAGGUUGAGUUUCGAGGCUAUGGUUUACGCUACCGGGAAGACUUGGAUUUGGUUCUGAAAAACAUAAAUGUUACCAUAAAUGGGGGUGAGAAGAUUGGAAUAGUUGGAAGAACAGGAGCUGGAAAAUCCUCCCUUACUUUAGGUUUGUUUCGAAUUAAUGAAGCAGCUGAAGGAGAAAUUAUUAUUGAUGGAAUUAAUAUUGCAAAGAUAGGGCUCCAUGACUUGCGGUUCAAGAUCACCAUCAUCCCUCAGGAUCCAGUAUUGUUUUCUGGCUCUCUGCGUAUGAAUCUUGAUCCUUUUGACCAACACUCUGAUGAAGACAUUUGGAGGUCUUUGGAAUUGGCUCACCUGAAAAACUUUGUAUCAUCCCUUCCUGAUAAACUUAAUCAUGAGUGUGCUGAAGGUGGAGAGAACCUCAGUGUGGGACAGCGCCAGCUGGUGUGCCUGGCACGAGCUCUGCUCAGGAAAUCCAAAAUCCUGGUUCUAGAUGAAGCCACAGCUGCUGUUGAUCUUGAAACAGAUCAGCUUAUACAGUCAACAAUAAAGUCUCAAUUUGAAGAAUGUACUGUAUUAACUAUAGCACAUCGUCUGAACACAAUCAUGGACUACACAAGAGUUUUAGUCCUGGACAGAGGAGAAGUGGUGGAGUGUGGCAGCCCAGACCAUCUACUUCAGGAAAAAGGCAUUUUCUAUAGCAUGGCCAAAGAUUCAGGCUUGGUGUAGCAUUUGAACUUGGUUAGUUUGUGCAGGGGAGAGGGAGGUGAUACAUUCAGACAACUGUAACUUCACUGAGUUGGUGUGAACCCUACAGUUCACUUUCAGACCUAGUGAAGUCCGUCAGAGCACGGUGAUGGGAGUAACGUAAAAAUGCAAUUUUGUUUCUUUUUUUUUAUUCUCCUU